This is a messenger RNA of Baudoinia panamericana UAMH 10762, 1401 nucleotides long. RefSeq lists its product as uncharacterized. Lineage: Eukaryota; Fungi; Ascomycota; Dothideomycetes; Mycosphaerellales; Teratosphaeriaceae. Gene Ontology annotation, biological process: protein histidyl modification to diphthamide. The record is from RefSeq and is a predicted model, not a curated record. The coding region runs from base 1 to 1401 and encodes 466 amino acids. The transcript has 2 exons. Gene Ontology annotation, molecular function: 2-(3-amino-3-carboxypropyl)histidine synthase activity.
AUGGAAGAGGAUCGCGCAAUAGCGGACCUGGGUCCCACCGUCUCCGCCGACAUGAACGGCGAUGCAGAAGCAGUAGAGAAGAAGCCAAAGAGGAGGUUCAUAGGACGCAAAGCCGCCGAAGCCAAGGCAGCAGCAAGAGCCGAGCAGAAUGGCGGCGCGGGUAUUGAAGACAGUGGCGCGGUGCAAGUGGCACCACGCAAACGAGCUCCUCGCGCCCUGAACAGCGUACCCGACGACAUCCUCAACGACACCGCCAUCAACGAGGCCAUCGCACUACUGCCCGCGAACUACAACUUCGAGAUCCAUAAGACGAUCCACCGAAUCCGAACGUCUGAGUCGAAGAAAGUUGCUCUCCAAAUGCCCGAAGGCCUUCUCAUGUACGCAACCACCAUCUCCGACAUCCUCACCUCCUUCUGCCCGGGCACAAGCACCCUAAUCAUGGGCGAUGUCACCUACGGCGCCUGCUGCAUCGACGACUACACUGCCCGCGCCCUAGGGUGCGAUUUACUCGUCCACUACGCACACAGCUGUCUCAUCCCCGUCAACGUGACGGGGAUAAAGGUGUUGUAUGUCUUUGUGGAUAUCAAGAUCGAUGUGGAGCAUCUCCUCGCGACCGUGGAGCGGAAUUUCCGAGUGAAGAGUACGAUAGCGAUGGUGGGGACGAUUCAAUUCAACGCCACGCUUCACGCUGUUACGCGUCCGUUAAGGGAGGCGGGGUACAACAUCAUUGUUCCGCAAAUCGCGCCGUUGUCCAAGGGGGAGAUAUUGGGGUGUACAUCGCCUCAUUUAGCCAAGCAGAAAGACGCGGAUGGGGAAGCGGAGGCUAACAUCGACGCGAUUUUGUAUGUGGGCGACGGCCGUUUCCAUCUCGAAAGCGCUAUGAUACAUAACCCUCACCUCCCGGCGUAUCGGUAUGAUCCUUACUCUCGCCGUUUGACGCACGAGACGUACGACCACGACACGUUACUCUCCGAUCGGGCUAACGCCUUGGCUCAAGCACGGAAGGCGCGGAAGUGGGGACUCAUACUCGGCUCGCUGGGACGGCAGGGGAACCCGCACACUCUCACUCUCAUCGAGAAUCACCUCAGGGAGAAGGGGAUCCCGUGGGUCAACUUACUACUUAGUGAGAUUUUCCCGCAGAAACUGGCGGGCAUGAGCGGUGGAGAGGAUGGAGUGGAGUGUUGGGUGCAGGUUGCUUGUCCGCGGUUGAGUAUUGACUGGGGGUAUGCUUUUGAGAGGCCGUUGUUGACGCCGCAUGAGGCGUUGGUGGUGUUGGGUGGGAGAGAGGGAUGGGAGGGGCAGGGCAGGUACCCGAUGGAUUAUUAUGGGAAGGAGGGGUUGGGGAGGGUGAGGGCGGAGGAGACGGGGGUAAGAAGAGUUGCGGAUGCUCUAAAAGACUGA